Molecule: messenger RNA, 5647 nt
Organism: Lindgomyces ingoldianus
Lineage: Eukaryota; Fungi; Ascomycota; Dothideomycetes; Pleosporales; Lindgomycetaceae
Exons: 3
Coding region: 445-5553 (1702 amino acids)
Biological process (GO): protein O-linked glycosylation
Molecular function (GO): protein binding; glycosyltransferase activity
Source: RefSeq, a predicted model, not a curated record
GCAUUUGCCGGGUCCUUCUACUGGUGGCAUACCGGUACGGGGACGCCCGGUCCACGCAGCGUUCGUGACGAUAGAAAAGAAAUGUCAUGCGUAGGAGGCGGGAGACGACUUCGCAAAGGCAUAGGCACAAGCCGGUCUUGGUGAUAGUGUCCUUUGAGGAGUUAGCUUGCACUCUACUCAACGGCGGGCAUUGCUCUGGCUCUUUUGCUCCGGCUCGGUCUCGGUCUCUCUUGCCUUGAGCGUCCCAGCCCGAACGCACCUGCAAUCAUCACCACAAUCCCGGCGCUUGGCAGUGGUUCUUGCUAGCCUGUCAGCGACACCAAACCAACACUUCUAACAUCUCUAACUCGGAAGGAGGUAUUCUACUCUUUUUUUUUACUUCCAGAUCCUCCUGUAGACGGCCCUCCACCCACCCCGGAGACAGCUCCGGGGUUCUCAUUCACCAUGACGAUGGUCCGACAGUAUCCCCCGCAACCACAGCCACACUCACAAUUAUUCCCCUCAUUAGGGCCCUACAACAACCUUCCAACCUCCCCCCAUGGUUCACUCCUACGAAAUGCGCCAGGCUUCGAUCAGAGAAGCCUCGGUCAGCAGCCCAUCCCGCAACGAUAUGCACACCCGCUGUCAAGACACAACUCAUAUGGGGCCCAAGACUCAUCGUCGGAGCAUGGGUCGGGAAGGGGAAAACCACCCGAGCAUAUGCUACGACGUAAGACACCGAACGGCAUACUCGCGGCAGCAUACGAUGGCACAUCUGUUGAGCAAACGGAGAAACCCCAUGCCACCAAACACAUCCUAUUACCAGUAACAGCCGACUCUCGCAUAGGGAGCUCGAGCACGUUUUCUUACAACCUCAAGCAGGAACUCCCAUUAAGAUCUCCCGGGGCGAACAAUGAAUUCAAUCAGGGGAAGCAGGAUCCUCUGUCCGACUGGAAUCCAAGCUUAUACUUCGAAACGGGCUCUGGGCGCGCGCAUGAGGGUUGGAAGGGCGCCCACCACCCUUUGCCACAGAUUGAUUCAAUGCUAAACCAGAUGCCCCAACACCAACCGCCUCUUCAUUACCAAAUGUAUGGGCAACAUUUUUGUGGGGCUUUAGAGCCUUCAUUACAAAGCCCACUUGGCCCCACGGUGUCAAAUGAUCAAGGCCCAUUUGGGCCUUAUUGGCACGAUGGUACCUUCAUACCGUAUAGGCCUGCUGCUAUGCGAGAUCCGCGAUAUUUUGCCCACCACGGCCCUAAUUGGAAUGCCCUGCAUCCUGGCGGAUUCUUAAAUACGGGUCCCGGAGACUGGCAUACUUUUAACAGCGCUGUAUCCAAUAUUACUAACAUACAACAAAUCCCGUAUUCUAUGCAUCAUCAAGUCUCCAUGGUACCACCCAACGCGUACAAUUUAGGCAGGCCAUCUAUCGACUAUUCUGUACCAUAUCCACAAUCUCAUUCGCGUCAUGUUGGCUUGGAUUAUCAAAGUCAAACAUUACCGUUGUCAUUUAGUCAACGACCGCAUCAAGACCUCUCCACUUCUCUAUCAUCUUCUGGUCAAACAACUCCAGUCCCUGACCAUACCUCAGUCUCGACCGCACUCACCGAAUUCGGGCCUCAAUCAAGCAACGCACAGUUAAGAGAAAGGGUGUUCGCAUGGGCACACACAGUGUAUAUUGAUCUGUUGAAAUAUCUACAGCAAACCCGUAAGAACAGUGCCCAUAGUCGGCAUCCGAAUGCUCCCCAGCAACAUGCUCGACCCCACAUCUAUCCCAAACCUCCCCGACAACCAGCUGCGAAUUUUUCCAGUUCCUCGAACAGCACCGGUAGUGCCCAAACACUUGAACGCCAUAAUACAUACCCUUCAGGCUCGAAACACCAACCCGCACCCCAAGACGCCCAUAGCUCAUCCCAUAGGAGAAACGACUCUACUCACCAUCGGUCAUCCUCUCUAUGGUCAUUGAGUGGAGGGGAAAUUCGAGACCCGGACCCCCAUAGACGCUCCUGGCAACCGCAAUCACAGCAGCAGUACCCGAGUUCACAUGGGCUACAUGGGCAGGGCCAGGGUCUGGAUCCGACGCGCACAUUACGCCGAAUGUCCGGGACCUCCAUUACAAGUGUACAUCAGAGCCUUCGCCAUGAGGUCCCGCCAAGUAUGACGGCUGCCUCUGCUUUAGACGCCAUUACCAAACACUGUGAAGAGAGCAAAUGGAAUUGGAUAGAUGGCAUUCUUUUGGGUGGGUGUCUUGCGUAUGCCUUGGGUGACUAUCAGAAGGCCCAAGACUGGUACAAGCAUAUCCUAACAUUAGAUAAAGAUCACGUUGAAGCAACAUCAAACCUCGCAGCGACAUUACUCGCUCUUCAACAGAAACGAGAAGCCGAGCAGCACUGGAGGCGAGCUGUCAAACUUCGCCCCAGCUAUUUCGAGGCUGUUGAACAUCUCAUUGGCUUGUUGUGCAGUGAUCAUCGAGGUCAAGAAGCAGUCCAAGUCAUCGAGGAAGUUGAACGCUCCCUCAAGUUUAUCAAGAAAGGCGAGGCUCUCAAGAAUGCUGAUGUUCAGAGUGACCGUUCGAACUCUGUAAGCCAGUCUCCAAGCAUAUCGGAGGCCUCGGACAAACCAGUCUUCGAAUUCGACGGGGAAAGCGAAUCAAUCUUCAAAGAUAUGGAUGAACUUCCUGGGUCCGACCAACCUGGUUUCGGUUUGAGUGGGUAUGCCAUUCCCGGAUCCGAAAACGGCCGUAUUCUUGCGCUCGUGCAUGCAAAGGGUAACAUGCUCUAUGCUCUUGGAGAUAACGCGGGUGCGGCGAAGGCGUUCGAGAAUGCUGUGCUUAUUGGAGCUGGGACUCAGAUCCAAGGGAUUGGCGGUCUUAUCAAACACAUCCUCUCUGUGGUGGGGUACGAUGCAGCGGACCGUUCUUCUGGGGGUCAUCGCAUUCCUCCGUCCACGGACCCAAUUCUCCUUCAUCCAGAACCGGCUUUAAAGACCUCCCAGCUGUGCUUUCCGCCUCAUGGGCAAUUACCAGGCCUCAAGUAUGUUCCAAGUGAGGGUAUGGCCAGGAAGGCAGCUGUUUCGACGACGAGCAAUUCCCUUCUCUCUCUUGCGAAAAUCUUCCAAGAUGGAAUGGCAACGAACUCACCCAAAGCAUCCGCUUAUCAGACUACUUACGGUGUUAGGGAAAUCCUAGCGUUGUAUUAUCUGUCAUUAUCGUUACAGCCGAGCCCUUCCACGGCCAAUAAUGUCGGUAUUCUUCUCGCUAGUGUACAACAGUACGCUCCUUCCAGACAUAUUCCUGUAUCGAAUCCGAUCCCUAAACCUCAAAUCCCCGGAUUGGUUCCUGGUAGUGGCAUUGCUCUCGCACUGGCAUACUACAAUUAUGGACUGCUCCUUGACUCUCGGCAUGCUCACCUGUACACAAAUCUAGGAAGCCUACUAAAGGAUAUCGGCCAGUUGGAUGUUGCCAUUCAAAUGUAUGAGCAAGCUGUAGCCUGCGAUGGAAAUUUCGACAUAGCUCUUGCCAAUCUCGCGAACGCAGUCAAGGAUAAAGGUCGCAUCAGUGACGCUAUUCUGUACUACAAGAGAGCUGUUAGUGCGAGUCCGGAUUUCGCUGAAGCUGUAUGUGGUCUUGCGAAUGCCUUGAACUCGGUCUGCGGCUGGAAUGGAAGAGGGGGAAUUGCUAAUGACGGUGGCUCUCGGGAUCGCUGGCAUGUAGAUGAGAAGGGCCUUCUACUUGAUGCUAGAGUUCAGGCCGCUUCCAGCUUUGGGUGGAUUAAACGUGUUGUUGAUCUUGUAGAAAAGCAACUCGGAGAUGGCGAAGAUUGGGGCCGUGGGAUCAUGGACGACCGUUUCAUACAGGACAUAGUUCGACCCCUCGCGCUAGAUGAAGCGGACCCACACAACAUCAAUGAGAAGCAGGAGAAAAUGAGGCGAACGCUAGUCAAAUGGCAGGGUCAGAAGUGGGAGGGUGCCCGGAUCGUCCGCCUUGUUGAACGCGCCAUCCGGAGGAUCACAUGGCAGUGGUACCAGGAUAAGUACGUCAAACGUCAGCCACGCUCAUCAGGGAGCUACAGGAGACCUCGCCUCCCCUCCGCCUUAACGGUUCCGGCAGCGCCAACGGUUCUUCCAUUCCACACUUUCACUUGUCCCAUGUCCGCGAAGCAGAUCCGUCUCAUCUCUCAACGAAACGGCCUCCGGAUAUCGUGUUCUACCCUCAGGGCACCUUGGCUGCCUACGAAUGUCUUCGCUCCUCCUUCACCUCCGAAUCCACAUCUCAAGGUCGGAUACGUAUCAUCGGACUUCAACAACCAUCCACUUGCACAUCUAAUGCAGUCAGUAUUCGGUCUCCAUAAUCCAUCUCGCGUCAAAGCUUACUGCUAUGCUACCACGGCCAGUGAUGGGUCUAUUCAUCGCCAGCAGAUUGAGAGGGAAGCCCCCGUCUUCUACGACGCCUCCAAUUGGCAGCCAGAGCGCCUUGUCCAUCAAAUCAUUCAUGACGGUAUCCACAUCCUGAUCAACCUCAACGGGUACACUCGUGGUGCAAGAAAUGAAGUGUUCGCCGCACGCCCAGCCCCCAUACAGAUGUCAUUCAUGGGAUUCGCCGGUACCCUUGGUGCCGAGUGGUGCGACUACCUGCUCGCAGAUACAACAGCGGUUCCAAGAGAGACCCUCCGAGGGUGGCGCCGCAACAUCGAUAUGGAGGAUCUGCUGGAGGAUCAAAAUAGCGGAGGGGAUGACGACAAUUGGGUCUAUGGGGAGAAUAUCAUCUAUUGCCGCGAUACAUUCUUCUGUUGUGACCACCGACAAAGCGCGCCAGACGCUCAAGAACGCCAGCUCACUUGGGAAGAUGAACAGCAGAGGAGGUGGCGUAUGCGGAAAGAGAUAUUUCCUAACCUACCAGAUGACGCGAUCAUCCUCGGUAAUUUCAACCAGUUAUACAAGAUCGAGCCAACAACAUUCCGCACCUGGUUGCGCAUUCUCGCCCAACUACCAAACGCCGUUCUUUGGCUGCUCCGUUUUCCCGAUCUCGGGGAAACAAAUCUUAAACAGACUGCCAAUGCUUGGGCUGGACCUGAAGUCGCUUCUCGCGUCUUAUUUACUGACGUCGCCCAAAAGCAUCAACAUAUCGCACGCGCCCGUGUUUGUGAUCUUUUCCUUGAUACACCAGAAUGCAAUGCUCACACGACCGCUGCCGACGUCCUCUGGUCCGGAACACCCCUCCUCACCUUACCGAGAUAUCAGUAUAAGAUGUGUUCAAGAAUGGCCGCUUCGAUUCUCAAGGGUGCAUUGCCGAAGUCGCCGGACGGCGCACAAGCUGCGAAGGAUCUUAUUGCUACUGGUGAGGAAGAUUACGAAGAGAAGGCUGUACGUCUAGGGAAGGAGUGCGUAUACACCGGCCACCGCGCUACCGGACGACUAAGUCAAUUGAGGAAGCUAUUGUACGAAUCAAGGUGGACCAGCGCAUUGUUCGAUACGAGGAGGUGGGUCAGAGAUCUAGAAGAAGCAUAUGAGAUUGCAUGGCGUAAAUGGGAGAGGGGCGAGGGUGGAGACAUCGAACUGAAACCGCAAAGGAUGUUCUAAGCAGUUUCUUAUUCUUUAGUGCAAUGCACGAUGCAUGAGGGGUUGUUGCUGGUUAAAGCUAUUGGGAUAGAGUUGUCCUUUUCUUCGACACCGA